GACGCACUCAAAGGGUUCCGGUCGAUGAGUAUACCGAAAACACAACCCGAAAAAUGUAUGAUGGGUUGUCUGAUGAGAAAAGUCAACGUGAUUAACAACGGCAAGUUUUCGGUUGAAGAGGCGACCAAGGUUGCACAAAAAUAUUACGGGACGAACGAAACGAUGAUGAAAAAGGCAAAGGACCUCAUCGACGUUUGCGCGAAGAAAGCUCAAUCGACGACUGAAGAAUGCGCGUUGGCCGGAAUCGUGACAACUUGUAUCGUGGAGGAAGCUCAAAAAGCGGGCUUAAGUGGUGGACCUGGCGGCCGCCCCAAACGAACCGUUUCACCGAAAUUCAGACGCAACGUCAUGUAAACUAUUCACGUCGUUCCUACGAUCAUUUAAACGCUGUUCGCCUAUUAUAACUAUAAACUAUUAUACUAAUUAAUUUUAUACCAAAUAUCCUUGUACAUCGUGUUUACAUGGCCGUCAAUAAACAUUUUAUUUAAACCACAA
Molecule: messenger RNA, 495 nt
Organism: Diuraphis noxia (Russian wheat aphid)
Lineage: Eukaryota; Metazoa; Arthropoda; Insecta; Hemiptera; Aphididae
Product: general odorant-binding protein 28a-like
Molecular function (GO): odorant binding
Source: RefSeq, a predicted model, not a curated record